This is a messenger RNA of Tinamus guttatus (white-throated tinamou), 102 nucleotides long. NCBI's taxonomy places the organism in Eukaryota, Metazoa, Chordata, Aves, Tinamiformes, Tinamidae. The record is from RefSeq and is a predicted model, not a curated record.
UGCGCGCAGGUCGUCAGGGCAGCCAUGAAGCCGCAGUACAAAGCCGAGGCCGAGCGGGCGGCCGCGGCCACCGUGAAGACGGUGAAGCCCAAGAAGGAGUGA